AUGGCCAUGGCCGCGGCGCCGGACCAGCAGCAGCUACCUGCAGGGGCCGCCUCCUCAUCUCCUCGCCUCCGCGUACACGACACCACCCUCGUGCCGCCGUCUCCGUCACCGCCGGAGACCUCGCUCCCGCUCACCUUCUUCGACAUCUUCUGGCUCCACUCCCCGCCCGUCGAGCGCCUCCUCUUCUACCGCCUCGCCCCCGACGCUGACGUCGGCACCAUCAUCUCCAACCUCAGGGACUCCUUGCACCAGGCCGUCCGCGCCUUCCACCCGCUCGCCGGCCGCAUCCGCCUCACCCCCGGAACGUCCGACCGCUACGAGCUGCACUACCAACCGGGUGACGCCGUCACCUUCACCGUCGCCGAGUACGACGACGACGACGAUGCAGACAUCGACGGCCUCACCACCGAUGAGCCCCGGGAGGUCGCCAAGAUCGCAACUCUCGUGCCGCCGCUGCCGGAGGGCGGCGGGCUGUUCGCGUUGCAAGCCACGCUGCUGUCCGCGCGCCGCGGCCUCGCCAUCGGCGUCACGGUGCACCACGCCGCCUGCGACGGCUCGGGCUCCACGCACUUCCUGCACACCUGGGCGGCCGCGUGCAGCGGUGCCGAAACGCCGCCUCCGCCUCCUGUCAUCGACCGGAGUCUCCUCCCCGACCCCAGGGGCCUGUACGAUGUCUUCUUCCAAGGGGCGCCGAGCACUGAUGAGAUGGAAUUCGUCAAGAUGUCCGCCGACCAGCUCAUCGCCACGUUCGUUCUGUCCAAGGACGACCUGAAACGCGUCAAGGAUGCCGUGGCCGACGAGGCUGCGAGGCGCCGCGUUGCGCCGCCCCGGUGCUCCUCUCUGGUUGCCACCUUUGGCUUCGUCUGGUCAUGCUACCAGCGAGCCAAAGACAAAGUGAGCAGCGGCGCCGGAGCGGGCCCGACGGCCUGCUUGCUCUUUUCUGUCGACCACCGCUUGCGGAUGAAGCCUCCCCUGCCGGACAAGUACCUCGGCAACUGCGUCGGCCCAGCGUUCGCGCUGGCACCACAGGGCGAGCUGGCGGCGGCCGGCGCAGUUGGCCUAUUUAGCGCGUGCGCCGCGGUCGCCUCCUCCAUUGACGAAGCUGUACGCGACAUCGGGACAUCCGCCAUGGACGUGUGGAUGGACCGCAUCAAGGAGGCAGGCGCAACGGGUACACUGCUGUCCGUGGCUGGCUCGCCGAGGUUCUGCGUCUACGACCUGGACUUCGGAUUCGGCCGGCCGGCGAAGGUGGAUAUCGUGUCCGUGGCGAGCACCGGGGCAUUGGCGAUGGCGGAGAGCCGGAGUAGCGCCGGCGGGAUGGAGGUCGGAGUCUCUCUGCAGCCGGCUGGCAUGGAGAGGUACCGGAAGUGCUUCGUGGACGCCAUCGCGUGGCUCCACCAGCGCCCAGCGGAGCAGUCAUGA
Miscanthus lutarioriparius is the source of this 1422-nucleotide messenger RNA. The record is from the annotation of a GenBank genome assembly. Lineage: Eukaryota; Viridiplantae; Streptophyta; Magnoliopsida; Poales; Poaceae.